AUGCAGCUGAUGCUGUGCCUCUGCUGUGGCUUCGCUCGCGGGGAACUCGCUGAAAACGUCAAGGAGAACAUUUUGUUCUCUUCUGAGACCAGCAGCCUCGCCCGCGGCGCCAGGGGAACGGCGGCCACCGACUUGGUCAGGAGGGAAGACGAGGAAGUCGAAAAGAGAGAAGGAACUGUAGAUGCAGCAGCCGGGAGAGAGGCGGGGAGAGGAAUUUGGGAAGCAGCCUCGUGGAGGGGAAAGGACGGCUGCGAAACAGAAGGGCGCGAGGCAACGGGAUGUUCACCGAAGCAAGAGGAAGAAGAGCAAGAGGAAAACGAGCAACCAGACCAAGAGGAAGAAGAGCAAGAGGAAGAAGAGCAACCAGAGCAAGAGGAAGAAGAGCAAGAGGAAAACGAGCAACCAGAGCAAGAGGAAGAAGAGCAAGAGGAAGAAGAGCAACCAGAGCAAGAGGAAGAAGAGCAAGAGGAAAACGAGCAACCAGAGCAAGAAGAAGAAGAGCAAGAGGAAAACGAGCAACCAGACCAAGAGGAAGAAGAGCAAGAGGAAGAAGAGCAACCAGAGCAAGAGGAAGAAGAGCAAGAGGAAAACGAGCAACCAGAGCAAGAAGAAGAAGAGCAAGAGGAAAACGAGCAACCAGACCAAGAGGAAGAAGAGCAAGAGGAAGAAGAGCAACCAGAGCAAGAGGAAGAAGAGCAAGAGGAAAACGAGCAACCAGAGCAAGAGGAAGAAGAGCAAGAAGAAGAAGAGCAAGAGGAAAACGAGCAACCAGACCAAGAGGAAGAAGAGCAAGAGGAAAACAAGCAACCAGAGCAAGAGGAAGAAGAGCAAGAGGAAAACGAGCAACCAGAGCAAGCGGAAGAAGAGCAAGAGAAGGAAGAAGAAGAGAAGGAAGAAGAUGAACAGAAUGAGGAACAAGGUGCACAAAAGGAAGGAGAGACGGACGGAGGAUAG
This is a messenger RNA of Toxoplasma gondii ME49, 954 nucleotides long. Its product is annotated as IgA-specific serine endopeptidase. Bases 1 to 954 code for a protein of 317 amino acids. Lineage: Eukaryota; Apicomplexa; Conoidasida; Eucoccidiorida; Sarcocystidae. The transcript is spliced from 3 exons. The record is from RefSeq and is a predicted model, not a curated record.